AGAUCCUGGUGCUGGGCACGGGGGACAGGGUGGAGCGGCUGCACCCUGCCAUGAUGAAGCAGAUGCGAGAGCGCGGGAUUGCUGUGGAGGUGCAGGACACGGCGAAUGCAUGUGCAACCUUCAACUUCCUGAUGAAUGAAGGGCGCGUGGUGGCUGCUGGGCUCAUCCCCCCGCGGGGCACCUGAGCCGUGUGGGCACUGCCAGGGGCUGAGUGGUUCCUCCCCUGCCUGCCUGAAGCCCCCGAGGGUCACUGCUCCAUGGUGAACUGUGGAGCUGUUGGCUCAGUGAUGGCUCUGCACAUAGGAGAGAUAUAAAAUACAUGGGCUUACCUCCUCCCUGCA
Zonotrichia albicollis (white-throated sparrow) is the source of this 341-nucleotide messenger RNA. Lineage: Eukaryota; Metazoa; Chordata; Aves; Passeriformes; Passerellidae. The record is from RefSeq and is a predicted model, not a curated record.